UGUGCGAAUAAGUGCUUUCUGUUGCCUGGCAUGAACCAUCCAACAUUCAGCUUAGCGGAACGUCUCCAAGUUCUAGUACUAUGAGGGGGGAAUACCUUCUCUCUAUCUCCUUCCUUCAUACCAUGCUUAAUUUUACAAAUCUCUACCACGUCCCCCACUUACUUGCCACAAUAUCUAGGGAACGUUUCGCAUCAAACUUUGCAGGAGAGAAUAUGGGGAAGAGGGGAAUUAGCUUCAGCACUGGUUCAGAGAAUGUAAGCCAGAGCCUUUGUGGCAGUUAGUCCGCCAACUGUUGCCACAGCUUGGCCACCACUGUCUCCUGGCAACCAGAGUCUUUUCCAGCGUGAGAACGAAUGAAUGGUUGGCUUUGAACUGGUUGCUGGAAGUUAGAGGCUCACAGCGCUGCUUUGUUCUGCCUUGCCUGGCUGAAGGAGAAGCAGAGGCUCGCAGCUGAGCCCUCAUCUCAUCCACGGUUGCAAGAGCCCUUGCACCCAUCACCAUGAACUACCCCCCAGGGUAUAAGGAGAGAUUGGCUAUCAAGUGCUUUCAAGAGCGCGUCGCUAACAAAGAGAAGUUUUCUGAUGCCCUCAACGGCCAGAGAUGGAGAUUUUUGAAAAGUGGCCUGGAUGACUUCAGAAAUGGCUACCCUCCCCCUUCUGAUAACAUCAUCAUCCGAGGCAAAAAGGGGCCCGUACCAGUAAUUCUGGAGUACAAAAAACCAGGCCCUUCACAGCUCGUGCCAUAUACAGACACAGGAAUGAAGACCAGAAGCGACAUUGUGUUCUCCAAGCUCAGUGCUUCUCAGAGAGCCAAAAAGGAAUACAUUGCACAGACUGAGCGCUGCUUGGCCCAACAUCCACUUGCCCUGUAUCCUCAUCUGGAGGACAGUUUGCCCCCAGAGAUGUUUCAGGAUGUGGUGAAGCUCCUAGACCCUGAAAUGCAUCUGGCCAGAGGCUCACCUGACUAUAGCAAAACAGAAGUGGUUCCCCCUACAGUUCAGUAUCGGCUGCAGCAGUACGACAAAAAGUCGGAGUCAGGCUUCAGCCAAGUAACCCCGCCCUGGGCGCCUAAAAGCAAGAACCCUUAUACGUGGUUUAGUAAAAAAGAAGUGAGUGAGAGAGAAAAGGCAGCCCAAAUAGCCUAUAUUCCUCCCUUGGAUGAGAAUGUAAAGCGUGCAACGAAGGAGUUUGUUGAGUGGGUCAGCUCAAUGGGAGUCGAAAAGUAUAACAUUGACGAAGCCACCAUCAUGAAAUUGUUUGACACAAGCUACGAAUCGGAAUCCAAGACGUCAUCGCCCAUGAAAAUUGUGCAGCUUUACAAUGUGCCAGGAGAGCUGAAGGAGUGCCUGGGGCGCCGUCCGGACUGGCAAACCAUCAAGAACUCGAUGAAGACACCUCCUCUGCCAAAAUGGGACAAGAUUAAAUAUGGAGCCUGGUAUCUUCCCCCCAAGAAAUGGAAAAAGAAAAAAGUCAGAGAUGAGGAAGAAAUCCCUGUAUGUCUGCAAUCCUUUUUGGAUUUAAGGAAGAAGAAGAAGGCCCCAAAGGUGGAGGAGGCAAGUGGGUUCCAUGCAAUCUACGCCUUUGAGCAAUUCCUUGACAGGAAAGGCUACAGGAAGCCUCAGUUCCUUCUGCAGAUGUUGGCUGCAAAUAAUUCUGCCAAGCUAUUAGAGGAGGAUGACCCUUCCUCAAGGAAAUUAUCUAUGAAGACCCUUGAAGAAAUGAGAUUGAAUUCCUCCUCAGUCUUCUAAGUAUCCAGCCUGGUCAGCGAGUGCCUGUUUUUCCUUACGAAAAACCAAGGCAAAAAGUUACUUGUAAAGAGAUUGCCAAAGUUCUUUCAGAUUUCACAAUUCCCUUCAUCAGAAACUGCAGAGACAAGCAUAAUUUGUUACACACAUAGAUAAAUUAACUAAGGAAAUGGGUGAGGCCAUAAAAUUCAAAUAAAAAUUGGCCACUAAAAUGUCUACUAUUACAGGGGUAGCAGAGAGAACUAUUCAGACAUUAUACAUUAGGAGAAACUUAGUACAUGUAUUAUGAGUGUAACUGUUGUUUAACAUGAUAAUUUGCAUACUGCAUUUUAAAUACUGGCUGUAUCUAAUAAAAUAAGCUUUGUCUCUGAGCUUGA
This is a messenger RNA of Podarcis muralis (Common wall lizard), 2121 nucleotides long. The record is from RefSeq and is a predicted model, not a curated record. NCBI's taxonomy places the organism in Eukaryota, Metazoa, Chordata, Lepidosauria, Squamata, Lacertidae.